UAACCUACUUCCGUGCGGGCGCCAACCGCGGUCGCGACUCCACCGCACUGUACUACUAGAGAGUACGUACGACGCUUAUCUAUGACGCUACUCAGUGAUGAACUGUUUCACGAAAACACAGAACCUGUUGCGGUCUACCGCCUGUUCUGAAUGGACACUAAUGUUAUAUGCAGGGGACGUUUGAGCGAAAUGUUUUACGGAAGUGCCCCGCGCUGAACGCGUCCAGUGUCCGCUUCUAUAAACUAUGCUCGGAGGUGGUGUGUCGAAAAAUUUCCGAAGACGUAAAUUAAAAAGGUGAUCGGUGCAAUUUAUUAGUCGUGGAACUUUGUGUGAUGUGCACGCUGCAACGCUGAGCAAACUGUCAGCGGGCGACAAGCUGGGGCCCGACGAGGCGCACGACGCCUCCGCGCAUGCACGACAGCUCCAGACGAUGACCUCCACAAUGGGAAUAAUGACACUCAGCCGCGGCCCGUGUGACCUCGACAACAUGAGUCUGUUUCAAGACCUCAAAUUAAAGAGGCGGAAAGUUGACUCCCGAUGUAGUAGCGAUGGCGAGUCGGCAGCCGACACCAGCACGUCCUCGCCGGACCCGGGCCCGCCGUCGCCGCGUAUGGCCGAGGCGGGCUGCAGCACACCACCGCACCCGCCGCCCGUGUUCGACGGCGGGGGCUCACCGUCGCCUUCGCCCGCAUGCCACCCGACCGUCAUCCGCUCCGCGCCGCCCUACUCCGUCAUCAAGUUCGAGGGGCCCUCCACCGCUGUCAAGGUAGAGAGCUCCGCCGCUAGCGGCAAGCCGGACACUCCUUCGCCCUCUCAAGCAUCAUCUGUGAAGCUAGAGAGCACCUCCCAGGAGCACUCACCAGCCUGCAGGCCUAGACCUUUGGCUCCUCCGCCGACUAGCACGCACUCGUCCCUUUCACCUGGCCACUGGCCGCCCUCCGCGUGCAUCAACGGUGUUAAGCCGGAGCUCAUCGGAGGCCAUUUCCCACCACAACCUCUGGAGCCUAAGGCCGGAGCCAGAGGACCCGCCCAAUGGCGAGGUUCGCCAGCUGUUAUCAUGGGCGAAUCCGGUGGCGUCCGAACGAUGUUCUGGACUUUACCGGCACCGACAUCAACUAACGAGCCGGCAGCGAGUGUAUCGCACACGCCGACGCCGCCCACGCCCGAUCCAGCCACCUGCACUGAAGAAUCAGCUGCCCGACUACUACUUAAUCUUGGAGGUGAUUUGAGAAGACCUCGGGGACCACCCUUAAAUAUGGAAUUACUGUGGGCCGGAGACGUGUCCCAAUUACCAGCCAACCAGCAGAUACAUGCACUAAAUCUUAGUCCAUCGGCGGGCAGUAUGUCAGGAACGUCAGCGAUCGCGAGCGCCAGCUCUCUUUCAAUUCCACGGCCUGAGCUACGCGCGUAUGCUCCUGAAACCGAGCGUGACGAAGACGAACAACCUAUGAUUUGUAUGAUAUGUGAAGACAAAGCGACUGGACUGCACUACGGCAUUAUCACUUGCGAAGGCUGUAAGGGUUUUUUCAAACGGACUGUUCAGAAUCGACGGGUUUAUACAUGCGUUGCCGAUGGAGGCUGUGAAAUCACAAAAGCGCAAAGAAAUAGAUGCCAGUAUUGUCGAUUUAAGAAGUGCAUUGAACAGGGAAUGGUAUUACAAGCCGUACGAGAAGACCGCAUGCCGGGUGGCCGCAACAGCGGCGCAGUGUACAAUAUGUAUAAGUAUAAAUAUAAGAAGCAUAAAAAAACUAACGCAAAAGCAGCGACGACCACGAGUAGGGCGUCACCGCCGGAGAAACCUAAAGACCCUCUACCACCGAUCCCACCGCACCUUGUCAACGGGACCAUACUUAAGACUGCAUUGACCAACCCUAGCGAGGUGGUACAUUUGAGGGCGAGACUAGAAAGCGCCGUGUCGUCGUCGCGAGACCGAGCGGUGCCUCUAGAGAGGGCGCUGCACAUGAUCAGGGCGCUGAUCGACUGUGAUGCGAUGGAGGAUAUCGCCACCGUGCGUCAUCUACCGGACCUCUUGCACGACACGUCCGAGAUCGGUGAUAAGUUGUGCAGGAUCGGUGACUCGAUCGUUCACAAAAUGGUCGCCUGGACGAAGAAAUUACCUUUUAUCAUGGAAAUUCCAAUGGAGAUCCAUUCGAAGCUACUAAUGGAAAAAUGGCACGAGAUCUCAGUGUUAACGACCGCCGCGUAUCAAGCGAUGCACGGCAAACUUGCUCAUGCGCCACCUUCAUCGGACCACGAACAUGAUUUUAUGCAAGAGGUGAACGCUAACUUACGGACGCUGCAGAACUGCCUGACAUCACUAAUGGGGCGGCCGAUCACGCUGGAGCAGCUCCGGCUCGACGUCGGCCUCGUUGUUGAGAAGAUGACGCAGAUCACCUGCGUCUUCCGACGCAUACAACUUCGUAUGGAGGAGUACGUCUGCCUCAAAGUCUACAUUCUCUUGAAUCAAGAAAUAGAACUGGAGGGCAUUCAAGACCGAUACGUUCAAGUUCUUCGAAGUUAUUUGGAGCACGCAGCGCCUCAUCAUCCAGGGCGGCUGCAGGAAUUAUUCGCGAGGAUACCAGAGAUCCAAGCAGCGGCGAACCUGUUGCUGGAGAGCAAAAUGUUCUACGUGCCGUUCGUGCUCAACUCUGCAGAGAUCAGAUAGUACAUGGCCCAGCAGGGCGUAUAGUUCUCGAUGUACGAGACCAGCGCCCCGCGACCGCGCCGCGCCGCCGUCUUAUGAUUUCCCGAGACCGGAGACCGCGGUCUCGGCCCAACCCGCCUCCGGGGACCGGGCGCGCCGCGGACUGAGACCACGCCUGAUCUCGAGACCCUAAAUAAAUAAAUCUGCGGACGCACAGGUGACGCAGUGAUUAAAAAAUCAAAGACAGUGUUGAUCACGAGUGAGACAGUGCGUUAUACCUUUGUUGAGUCGAUGUGUGUAUUGGUUUAUUGUUUAUUAGAGGAAUUAAAACGUCCCAAUCGACAGACUGAUUUAUGAUUAAACUAGCUAUUAUUUUAUAGAUAACCAGGGACUUGAAUGCGUGUUUUAUACGUGGUAGUGUAUACUACUUAGUGUUAAAUAGAUUAAAUAUAUAAUUAUGUUACUAUAUAAUUUUUUUUUUGUCAAUCGGAGAACCGCAUAAUAUAUUAUUUCUGU
This is a messenger RNA of Papilio machaon (common yellow swallowtail), 3160 nucleotides long. RefSeq names its product hormone receptor 4 (gene Hr4). Gene Ontology annotation, molecular function: zinc ion binding; DNA-binding transcription factor activity; sequence-specific DNA binding. Bases 431 to 2665 code for a protein of 744 amino acids. The transcript has 9 exons. The record is from RefSeq and is a predicted model, not a curated record. Gene Ontology annotation, biological process: regulation of DNA-templated transcription. NCBI's taxonomy places the organism in Eukaryota, Metazoa, Arthropoda, Insecta, Lepidoptera, Papilionidae.